This is a messenger RNA of Triticum dicoccoides, 1739 nucleotides long. Its product is annotated as two-component response regulator ORR27-like. Lineage: Eukaryota; Viridiplantae; Streptophyta; Magnoliopsida; Poales; Poaceae. The transcript has 7 exons. Gene Ontology annotation, biological process: phosphorelay signal transduction system; cytokinin-activated signaling pathway. The coding region runs from base 54 to 1454 and encodes 466 amino acids. Gene Ontology annotation, molecular function: DNA binding. The record is from RefSeq and is a predicted model, not a curated record.
GCCACAGCACGCUCCGCGCUGACGAGCACGAGUUUGACGCGCACGCGGCGGCAAUGGCGAACGGCGACCAGGACAUGGCCACCGACGAAUUGAUGGAGACGGAGGGGUUGAAGGUCCUUGCCGUGGACGACGACCCCAUCUACCUCCAUUCCUUGACGCAGAUGCUUCGGCGCUGCGGCUACGAAGUGACGGCCAAGCUGUCACCAGCAGAUGCGGUGAGGGAGGUGGAGAAGAACCCGAACAGGACCGACUUCAUCAUGACGGUCGUGCAGACCCGGGGGCGAGGGAUGGACGGCUUGGGCCUCCUCAAGCGUCUCGGGAAACGUUACCCAGUCGUACUCAUGUUCUCUGGCGAAGAGAGCAUGGAGACGAGAAUAAGGGGAAAUCAGGGGGGCGCUUGCUACUUGCUGGAGAAGCCCCUACGCGACACGCAGAUAUACUUCCUCUGGCAGCACGUUGUGCGAUGGAGGCUCAAUGCCGCCGCCGCUGCCACGGCAAACGCUAACCCUCACCACAGUCUGGGCGUUCAUCUGGAUGACUCGCAGAGGAAGAGAGGGCAAGGAGUGAACGAUUCCAACAAGGGCAAGGGGGCCUCCGAGGGCGGACUGCAGCUAGGGACCACAAAGAAGAAAAAGCUCGAGUGGACUGCAGAGAUGCACGAAUUGUUCGUCAAUGCGGUCACCCAGCUAAAGACAACAGGAGACGACACGCCCAACAAUAUAAGAGAAUUUUUGGAGAUUGAUGGCAUAUAUGUAACUACAGCUCAAGUCAGUAGCCAUCUGCAGAAAUACAGAAGCGACCACCGUACUGGUGGGCUAUCAACCAUGCCAAGCUCUAGGCCAUCACAUUCUAAUAGUACUUCCAAGAACUAUUCGGAAUCUCAAGAAUGUGAGGGGAGUUACAGAAUCCAUAUGAGAUCCCAGGGAGCAAGAGAUAUUAACCAAACCAGCUGGCUCAGCGGUGGUGCAUCACAAGUUGACUAUGGCGUUCUUGGAAAUUGGAACCAAACAACUAAUCUUGGCGCAGGUGCUGCUUAUGGUCAUGGUUAUUAUCAUGGUAAUGGCAUUGGCGACAUAAAUGGUUAUGAUCAUCAUUAUGGUAUUGUCAGUGCUAAUGAUUAUGGUCAGCAUUAUGGUAAUGGCAAUAAUACAUCUUAUGGUUAUCCUCACGGUAAUUCUAGUGAUAAUAAUUGUGGUAAUGGUAAUGGUGGUCGUGGUGGAGUUAUAACAAGUGGAAGCAUGGUAAGUGCGUCAUUGCUAUCCAACCUAGCACCACCAGUACAACAUGGAAUGCGUGCAGAUGCUUCUGCUGGUCAGGCCAGUGUAGUGCAUCCUCAAAACCUUGACAAAGGUUUUUUAAACUGGGCCAACACUAGUUCUGAAACAGCCGGCACAUCAGGUGGAGGUGGUGUAGUGACAGACGGGACGACUCAUGGGCUAACUAUGGAGGAAUAAGAAAACCUUAUGAAGCACUAGGUAGUCAAAUGGAUUAAUGGGUCUUCAAAUCACAAAAAUUUAAGGGAGAAAUUGAUUGCACCAAGAGUUUUUGCAUGAAUGAGAUUGGUGUUAAGUCUAAACCUGAAGAUGGUGACCUAGUGAUGGACAAUGAUGCAAUCUUACUGGAUGCUACCCGCAAGAGAUUAUUACCAGUUUGAAAAAUUGUGUGAUCAUAGUAUACUGUUGCUGACUACUUUGCUGAUUUUUGUUAAGUACUUGAGUGUUAUUACAAAUUUCUCUCAA